Molecule: messenger RNA, 5965 nt
Organism: Gorilla gorilla gorilla (western lowland gorilla)
Lineage: Eukaryota; Metazoa; Chordata; Mammalia; Primates; Hominidae
Gene: MAP3K21
Product: mitogen-activated protein kinase kinase kinase 21
Exons: 10
Coding region: 310-3432 (1040 amino acids)
Biological process (GO): protein phosphorylation
Molecular function (GO): protein binding; ATP binding; JUN kinase kinase kinase activity
Source: RefSeq, a predicted model, not a curated record
GGGCGUCCCAGGCUCUGGCUAAGGAGCGCGCGGCGGGCGGGCCGGCCGCAGGGCCUGGGCACAACCAUGGUGGGACGUCGCCCGCGGCUGCGGGGACUGCUGCGGCAGCAGAGGCGGCUGGCCAGGAACGCGGGCCGAGGCUGGGCCCUUUGGGCAGCUAGCCCGUGAUCUCUGCCGUCACCGAUCGCGAUUCCUCCCCCCUCGCCUUCCCCCGGCGCCGACGGCCACACCGCCGGACGAUGCGCGCCCGCGGCCGCCCGGGAGGCUGAGCCCAGCUUCCCGCUCCGCCUUCCCCGCACAGCUGCCCCCAUGGCUUUGCCGGGCGCCGCGGGCGCGGCCGACACCCCGGUGUCCUCGGCCGGGGGAGCCCCCGGCGGCUCAGCGUCCUCGUCGUCCACCUCCUCGGGAGGCUCGGCCUCGGCGGGCGCGGGGCUGUGGGCCGCGCUCUAUGACUACGAGGCUCGCGGCGAGGACGAGCUGAGCCUGCGGCGCGGCCAGCUGGUGGAGGUGCUGUCGCAGGACGCCGCCGUGUCGGGCGACGAGGGCUGGUGGGCAGGCCAGGUGCAGCGGCGCCUCGGCAUCUUCCCCGCCAACUACGUGGCUCCCUGCCGCCCGGCCGCCAGCCCCGCGCAGCCGCCCGCGCAGCCGCCCCCGCGGCCCAGCUCCCCGGUACACGUCGCCUUCGAGCGGCUGGAGCUGAAGGAGCUCAUCGGCGCGGGGGGCUUCGGGCAGGUGUACCGCGCCACCUGGCAGGGCCAGGAGGUGGCCGUGAAGGCGGCGCGCCAGGACCCGGAGCAGGACGCGGCGGCGGCGGCCGAGAGCGUGCGGCGCGAGGCUCGGCUCUUCGCCAUGCUGCGGCACCCCAACAUCAUCGAGCUGCGCGGCGUGUGCCUGCAGCAGCCGCACCUCUGCCUGGUGCUGGAGUUCGCCCGCGGCGGAGCGCUCAACCGCGCGCUGGCCGCUGCCAACGCCGCCCCGGACCCGCGCACGCCCGGCCCCCGCCGCGCGCGCCGCAUCCCUCCGCACGUGCUGGUCAACUGGGCCGUGCAGAUAGCGCGGGGCAUGCUCUACCUGCAUGAGGAGGCCUUCGUGCCCAUCCUGCACCGGGACCUCAAGUCCAGCAACAUUUUGCUACUUGAGAAGAUAGAACAUGAUGACAUCUGCAAUAAAACUUUGAAGAUUACAGAUUUUGGGUUGGCGAGGGAAUGGCACAGGACCACCAAAAUGAGCGCAGCAGGCACCUAUGCCUGGAUGGCCCCCGAAGUGAUCAAGUCUUCCUUGUUUUCUAAGGGAAGCGACAUCUGGAGCUAUGGAGUGCUGCUGUGGGAACUGCUCACGGGAGAAGUCCCCUAUCGGGGCAUUGAUGGCCUCGCUGUGGCUUAUGGGGUAGCAGUCAAUAAACUCACUUUGCCCAUUCCAUCCACCUGCCCUGAGCCAUUUGCCAAGCUCAUGAAAGAAUGCUGGCAACAAGACCCUCAUAUUCGUCCAUCGUUUGCCUUAAUUCUUGAACAGUUGACUGCUAUUGAAGGGGCAGUGAUGACUGAGAUGCCUCAAGAAUCUUUUCAUUCCAUGCAAGAUGACUGGAAACUAGAAAUUCAACAAAUGUUUGAUGAGCUGAGAACAAAGGAAAAGGAGCUGCGAUCCCGGGAAGAGGAGCUGACUCGGGCGGCUCUGCAGCAGAAGUCUCAGGAGGAGCUGCUAAAGCGGCGUGAGCAGCAGCUGGCAGAGCGCGAGAUCGACGUGCUGGAGCGGGAACUUAACAUUCUGAUAUUCCAGCUAAACCAGGAGAAGCCCAAGGUAAAGAAGAGGAAGGGCAAGUUUAAGAGAAGUCGUUUAAAGCUCAAAGAUGGACAUCGAAUCAGUUUACCUUCAGAUUUCCAGCACAAGAUAACCGUGCAGGCCUCUCCCAACUUGGACAAACGGCGGAGCCUGAACAGCAGCAGUUCCAGUCCCCCGAGCAGCCCCACAAUGAUGCCCCGACUCCGAGCCAUACAGUUGACUUCAGAUGAAAGCAAUAAAACUUGGGGAAGGAACACAGUCUUUCGACAAGAAGAAUUUGAGGAUGUAAAAAGGAAUUUUAAGAAAAAAGGUUGUACCUGGGGACCAAAUUCCAUUCAAAUGAAAGAAAGAACAGAUUGCAAAGAAAGGAUAAGACCUCUCUCCGAUGGCAACAGUCCUUGGUCAACUAUCUUAAUAAAAAAUCAGAAAACCAUGCCCUUGGCUUCAUUGUUUGUGGACCAGCCAGGGUCCUGUGAAGAGCCAAAACUUUCCCCUGAUGGAUUAGAACACAGAAAACCAAAACAAAUAAAAUUGCCUAGUCAGGCCUACAUUGAUCUACCUCUUGGGAAAGAUGCUCAGAGAGAGAAUCCUGCAGAAGCUGAAAGCUGGGAGGAGGCAACCUCUGCGAAUGCUGCCACAGUCUCCAUUGAGAUGACUCCUACGAAUAGUCUGAGUAGAUCCCCCCAGAGAAAGAAAACGGAGUCAGCUCUGUAUGGGUGCACCGUCCUUCUGGCAUCGGUGGCUCUGGGACUGGACCUCAGAGAGCUUCAUAAAGCACAGGCUGCUGAAGAACCGUUGCCCAAGGAAGAGAAGAAGAAACGAGAGGGAAUCUUCCAGCGGGCUUCCAAGUCCCGCAGAAGCGCCAGUCCUCCCACAAGGCUGCCAUCCACCGGUGGGGAGGCCAGCAGCCCACCCUCCCUGCCACUGUCAAGUGCCCUGGGCAUCCUCUCCACGCCUUCUCUCUCCACAAAGUGCCUGCUGCAGAUGGACAGUGAAGAUCCACUGGUGGACAGUGCACCUGUCACUUGUGACUCUGAGAUGCUCACUCCGGAUUUUUGUCCCACUGCCCCAGGAAGUGGUCGUGAGCCAGCCCUCAUGCCAAGACUUGACACUGAUUGUAGUGUAUCAAGAAACUUGCCGUCUUCCUUCCUACAGCAGACAUGUGGGAAUGUACCUUACUGUGCUUCUUCAAAACAUAGACCGUCACAUCACAGACGGACCAUGUCUGAUGGAAAUCCGACCCCAACUGGUGCAACUAUUAUCUCAGCCACUGGAGCCUCUGCACUGCCACUCUGCCCCUCACCUGCUCCUCACGGUCAUCUGCCAAGGGAGGUCUCACCCAAGAAGCACAGCACUGUCCACAUCGUGCCUCAGCGUCACCCUGCCUCCCUGAGAAGCCGCUCAGGUCUGCCUCAGGCUUACCCACAGACAGCAGUGUCUCAGCUGGCACAGACUGCCUGUGUAGUGGGUCUCCCAGGACCACAUCCCACCCAAUUCCUCGCUGCCAAGGAGAGAACUAAAUCCCAUGUGCCUUCAUUACUGGAUGCUGACGUGGAGGGUCAGAGCAGGGACUACACUGUGCCACUGUGCAGAAUGAGGAGCAAAACCAGCCGGCCAUCUAUAUAUGAACUGGAGAAAGAAUUCCUGUCUUAAACUAAGUGCCUUACUGUUGUUUAAGCAUUUUUUUAAGGUGAACAAAUGAACACAAUGUAUCUACCUUUGAACUGUUUCAUGCUGCUGUGUUUUCAAAAGCUGUGGCCAUGUUCCUAACUUAGUAAGAUAUAUCCAACUUCUCAAAAAAUGUAUAUGAUUGCUGUUAGCCAUUUCUAUUGUUUUUCCUCUGGAUUCUUUUCUUAUAACUUGGAAUACACAAACGUGUAAAACAAGAGAUGUGCACCAAUGAAAACUAUGCUAGGUCGAAUUACCUUCAGCACAGUGUUAAUGUUUUCGUUCUCAUUUAUGCCUUUGUCCAUUUGCACACAACAGAAAUUGUAAUGAGCUUCACUAUUUUUGUUUCUUUCCUUCCUUUUUUUUCUUUUUUCCUUUCUUUCCUUUUUCUUGUCUUGUUUCUUGUUUUUUUCUCUUUUAGUUUCUUUUCUUGUCAUUUUUGCAACAAAAAGCCAAGAAAGAGCUUUAGUUUCUUGGCAAGAAUAAAGUGAUAUUAGUAAGUAAAGGUUUUUAAAAGUCUUAUGACUGGAAUAGAUAUAAAGUCCUGUUUAAACUACCUAACCUUGGCUGUGGGCCGAUAAUGCAUAAAUAUGUCCAGUUCUCACUUAAAUUAUGCAAUGAUAUUUCUCUCUGAGGAAAUUAUACGGAAUGUAACUUAUAAAAGCUUUACUGAAUAUAAGUUAUAAGCAUUUUAUUCAUUAGAACUCCAAAAUAGAUGUUCAAAGUUCAGUCCUUGCCAUUUGACUGAGACCACAUGGUGUGCCCCUUGAGCGAGGCUCAUCUUUAGGUUUUUCCUAUAGGAAACGUUCUUCCUCCAUCAGUAGCCCUUUAUUUGAUAUUCAGAAGUGGAAAGCUUUUUCAUUCUCCAGUAGAACUUUUAAAAAUUGUUACAGAUACCUAGCUCUUCACAGAUAUCAUGUAUUGUAAACAGUCAUGUGUCUUAAUUUUAUUUUCUCUAUUUGAGUGCAUAAUUAUCCUAAUAAUCCCAAAGACACUGACAACUCAAGGAACAGCAGUACAGUACUAUUAGAAGUUAAGUAUGUUGUUGUUAUUUCACAUUUCAUUUAAUUGUGGAUAAAUGUUAGACAUCUGUUGAAAUAAGCUCAUAUGGUGGAAAGGACAACUAUAUUAUGAAUUAUUUUCAGAAAUGGAUCUUUGAAGAGCAGAUCAGGAUUUCAAUAAUAAAAUUAUCUAUGAAUCACUUUUAUGGUCAUACAUAUAUGAUACAAAUCUGGAGUUAUUGGUGCAGAAAUGGCUACCCGAGAGCUUGGUAAAUUUGCCUUGGUUUCUUAUGUUAAAUGUAUUGUGCUUCCCUUCUGUCUCUAGAAUGUGGCUCUUCAGAAGACAGACAAUCGACAUUUAAAUUUUUCCAAACAAUGAAAAACUAAAUUAAAAACAUUGCUUGAUAUUUCAUUUAAAAUUGCCCCUUGCGUAAGGUUUACUGAAUAACUGAAAUGUCAGCAAUUUAAAAUAAAUUCAAUCGUGUGAUAAAAUAUCUCACCUAUAAUAGAAGAAAAGGAAAAUCAUAUUAUUUGGCAAUUUUGCAGCAUUGUGGUUGCCUAACAGGUAUAUCCAGCAGAUGAGAAACAGUAUGAAAGGAUUGUAUUAACAUGGUAAGUUUUGCCCUAAGGAAAACGAUCUUGCAUUCUGGAUUCUUGCAGCAAAGUCUCGGGUACUUAAUACGUUUUCUUGUUUUAUCAUCCAUUCUAUGAUUCGGCUUCACUUUGGGUGGUUAUUGAAUUAUGUAACAGAGAUUUGGUUUUCCCAAAAUGUUAUCACAUUUGAAACUAUGAUUGCUUUGUGUUCAGUCCUUUUGGAACACGUAGCUUCCAGCUUAAGGGUAGAGGAAAUAUAUACCUAAAAUCAUCAAUACAUGAAAGAAAAAGGAUGGAAACUAUGUCCUCAGUUUUACUUCUACCAAAACAUCCCUGUAUGUGUGUGCGUGUGUGUUUGCGUGUGUGCGUGUGCAUGCAUAUUAGUAAAUGUGUGUUUGCAUGUGUGUGUUGGGGAGUGUAUGUGAUCUGGGUGUUUGUUUAUCUCUGUUAUUAUUCCCCUUUAGCUUUAUUUUAGUCAACUCUACAUUAUGAUGAAUUUCAAAAUGAAGCUGUAUUAAAAUGAUUGUAAUAUAACAAUUCAAUCUCACAUGUUACUGCAGAUAGUAAACUUUUGCUGCAAUCUAUUGUACAUUUGCAAUUUUCUGUGUUAGUAAACUUAGCAGAAUCUGGUUAUUUAUUUUUGUGUAGGCUUAAUGUUCACUGAAAGAUAAGCCAAUUACUAUUAGUAAAAAAGGUGCUCUCACUGCAGAGAUUUAAGGCCUGGGCCUAAUGUGCUGUAUUAUGAAGCCUUGUGACUGAAAAAUAUGUUUACAUAUGUUGUCUAUUUUUUUAAUAAACUUUUAUAGCUGGUCUAUUUGCUCAGUAGCUUUGAUCCUCUCCUGAUUAUUGUGACUAUAGUUUGCAAUGGUUUAUUUUGUAUUCAAUAAGAAAAAUUAUGUUAAUAAAGAUUAUUGUUUAAUAAG